Molecule: messenger RNA, 1383 nt
Organism: Fusarium oxysporum Fo47
Lineage: Eukaryota; Fungi; Ascomycota; Sordariomycetes; Hypocreales; Nectriaceae
Product: meiotically up-regulated gene 113-domain-containing protein
Exons: 1
Coding region: 72-1301 (409 amino acids)
Source: RefSeq, a predicted model, not a curated record
CCAUCACCAGCCUUUUCUUUUUACAGCUCGAUCCCAGUUCACACGAAGCUCGACUCCUGGACUUGUCCAAUAUGAUCCCUACCACUUCCAAGAUUGCUUGGCCAACUACUACAGCCUCCCUCUGUGAGCUACUCGACAUCGAUCCUGACGUGAAGAAAUGCCAUGCUUUUACGAAGAAGAAUGCUCGUUGCCGGAAAGACAUCAGUCAAGCCAAUUCGGCCCUUAUCACUUGUCUCUUGGAGAAAACAAUUAUUCAUGGAACCUUUUCUGCUGCUCAGACCGCACUCCAAGAAGUGUCUGACUUGAUCAUGUGUCGGCGUUACCAUCGAAAAGAUGGUCCUCUUCGUUUAUCCGACUGGGAGAAAGUCCUUAAGCCCCUUGAAGUUGUGCUUAUCAAAAAAGAAGACAAGGAAGAUACUCUCAAAUCCGAGAAAGAAACAGACAAUGCAUCACCAACCACUCCUGUUGUGUCAUCGCAACAACAGGUUCAACUCAAGAGCAAUACUCUCAAACCUACUCCCACUCCUCGCCGCAGAUCUCAGUCACCCCCUUCCACUCCAACAAAACCGUCCCCAAAGCUCUUCCUACCCAAAUCACCUUCCCCUAAAAGCCCCAAAGCCGCACAUGAGUUCGAAGACUUCUCCCGUCCCCGCUCGGCCCUAGAGACCAAUAAAGCGAUGAAGAAGCUUCUGCUUCGCUCCUUGCAGGAAAAGGAGACAAAGAAUGGAGGCAACAUCUACCUCUAUACAUAUUCUGAGAGCUACCACGACGCACAUCCCUAUAUCAAGAUAGGCUUUGCUCAAGAUGUCAGCAAGCGUAUGCGAGAAUGGAAAUACCAGUGCAGCUACGAGGCGAAAGUGCUCGGUGAGUUUCCGGCCGAGCACUACGUCAAGGUCGAGAAGAUUGUACAUGCUCAGCUCUGGAACCAAAGGAAGCGAGAAAAAGGAUGCCCAGCUUGCAACAUUCGCCAUAAGGAGUGGUUCCAGGUCGACGCUAUGACUGCCUCAAAGAUCAUUGCUCUAUGGACUGGCUGGAUGAGACGAGAGCCAUAUGAUGAAGAGGGCAAUAUCCUGGAUAAGUGGCGUGUUAGAAUUGAGGGCCUUGACAUGGCUGAUCCUGAUUGUUGGGACUUGCUCAUCAAGGGGCUUUUUGAUGAUGAUGUCGAAGAAUCUGAGCUGUCCGAAGAAGGAGAUAGCUUUGCAUGGUCAAGUGAUGAGCAGUCCGAGAUCUCUGGAGAAGAUACUCUCGAGGGCUAUUAUAUUGACAAAUCUGAGAUUUCUUUCUCUAAUGACGAUGAGUGAUAGGGUCGUGGUGUUACGGGACAUUUUGUCACGAUUGUAAGAUAUGGGCGACGAUUUUGGCAUUUUCUAGGAGUUAUGGUGG